Molecule: messenger RNA, 3150 nt
Organism: Rasamsonia emersonii CBS 393.64
Lineage: Eukaryota; Fungi; Ascomycota; Eurotiomycetes; Eurotiales; Trichocomaceae
Product: HLH transcription factor
Exons: 1
Coding region: 1-3150 (1049 amino acids)
Biological process (GO): positive regulation of transcription by RNA polymerase II; SREBP signaling pathway
Molecular function (GO): protein dimerization activity
Source: RefSeq, a predicted model, not a curated record
AUGAGUGCUGCUCCCGUAGAUGGCGGUCUCGGACCGUCGUCCUCCCCAGUAGGAGGAUCCGGGACGCAUGAGUCCCGAUCGGAUGAACCUUCAUUGACCACCGGCUCUGGAAAUGAGGUCGAGUAUGACUGGUCUCAGUGGAUGCGGUGGGACUGGGAUGACAUAACUUCUCAGACCAAGUCAAAUCAUGCCAACGAUCCUUCAAACUCCGGGCUGGUCCUGGACCCUGUAUCAGUCAAUACCACGCAGUCUCCAGUCAACGUCGAGAACAUGGAUUUUUCAGCCGAUGUCUCGCCGCCUGGUUCUCUCACGGAUCCAACUCGUGACUGGGGCUCAUCCGUCCAGGGCGGGAGACACGUCGCCUCGUCGUCAUCCUCAUACUGGAAAGGAUGGGAUUUGAAGAACCCAUCGACCAGCCUGUCGCCUCAGUCCAACAGUUCGUCAACCCGAAAAAGGAAGACGACCAGCGACGAUGACGGUUCUGCCGGUGCGGAAGAUGACUCGCCGCCGGAAUCGAAGUUGCCGGCAAAGAAGCGAUCCCACAAUGUCAUCGAGAAGCGAUAUCGAGCUAACCUGAAUGAGAAGAUCGCCGAACUCAGGGACAGUGUUCCCAGCUUGCGAGCCAUGUCGAAGCAAGGGAAUGGAAGCUCUCCUGGUGAUGACGAUCCCGAUGGCGCAAUUCCGGCUAACAAGCUCAACAAGGCGUCCAUUCUCUCCAAGGCCACUAAGUACAUCCACCACUUGGAAUUGCGGAAUAAGCGUCUUGAAGAAGAGAACAGGGCGUUGAAGGAGAGGCUGCGGCAAUUGGACAAAUUAAUAGACCAGAGCGCCACGGCAUCCUCCGGCUCGGCAUCCUCCCCUGGCAGCUACACGGGGACUAUAGAUUCCAGUAUAGGCUCUCCUCCAAGCGUGUUCUCUCAUGCGGAAGAACCGUCACCGACUCAGAAACCGGCCAGCUCGCUUCAUCCUCCGGAGGGAUUACUCAAAGUACCCGACUAUAUCAAGCAGAUGCGGGCCUCCGCAGCGACGGACAGCCCUUUUGCAAAGUCUUAUAUCCAAGAUGAUCGUAAAUCAAAGAGAGUAUCAGAAGGCGAUGGAGGUGGACGUCCGCGCAUGGGAUUGACCAACAAAUUUAUGCUCGGUACUCUUGCCGGAUUGAUGGUCGUCGAAAGUAUCAGCACUCAAAAGAAGACGGAAUCGACUGACAAGGGGCUGCUGGCAGUCCCGUUCAGCUUUUUGAAUGACAAGGUUUUGCCUUACAUCAGGGCCUGGCAUGCGAACAUGAAUAUGGGUCCAUGGAAUUCAUGGCACGUUCGAGCUAUCUCCAACUUUCUUCUGACUGCGGUUCUUGUCGUUGGCUGUGCCUUUGUGGUCUUCCUCUACUUGUUCAACUCGCGACCUGGCUUCCAACGCAGUCCGCCGAAAACAGCUUCUGAUUCUGCAACUGCGAUGACGCCAUCCGCAUUCAGGAGACAGGCGUGGCUGACGAGUAUUCAACGAGUGGGUGUCCCACGUCACCGAUUCUUCCUCGAAUGGUUCGCAGUCACCAGCCGGUGGAUUGAGUACACCCUGGGGUGUCUCUUGGGAUGGAAACUGUACUCCUGGAUAACUGGGAUCACCGAAGAAGACGAGAAAGGUCGGGUCAAGACUUGGGACAUUGCCAUCGACGCUCAGCUGGCGGGAGGAGAUGCUGAAGUGAGCAAGUCCCGGCUGGUCCUUACGAUUUUCGCCGCGGGCACUCUGCCACGCAGCCCGGAGAGGAUGAUGCUUAAAGCUCUCCAUUGUCGCAUCUUGCUCUGGAGACUCGGCGAGCCGGGCUCGUUCAUCUUUAGGGUUGCUAACGAUAUCGCCCGGUUGUUGGCUAGAUACCAGUGGGGCCUUGCAAGGAAGAUGAAUCGAUCGUUGCCGAAGGACCACCCAGACUCUCUGCCCAGCCAUCUUGCUGCUCUGGUGGAGCGGGAAUGUGACGAGGUCAUGAUUGAUUCGGUCAUCCAACGUGCCGCCAAUCUGACUUGGAAUCGACCCACCCAAGAAGCAACCGACGACGAUGAAGCGCUUCUCGAUGUGGUCGUCGAGGAUCCGGCGAUUCGAUCGUCUUUGGAUUCUCUCGCGGCAUGGUGGUCCAGUCACGUGUUACAGCGUGCACUGCUGCGGUCCUUCGAGGCUGGGCACGACAGCCCUUCAACCGAGAAGUCUCGGGGUCUACUGCGGGAGAAGCUCGAGCUUGCGCUGAAUGUGGCGCCCCGGCCAUCUGCUGCAUACACACGGGCGCUAGCCAUGAAAGCAGUCUUCUUCGAAGAGGACAGGAUCCAGAAUAUUGGGGCGGUCCUUGCUGCGUUGCCAUCCAAGAAAGAUAAGCAGACCCAAGCCUCGAAUUUUCUCGACUCAUCAAUCCCGGUUUCCGUGCGUGAGGAAAUCGCGAUCGCCGUCCGUUGCGCGAUGAUUGCCGCUAUCCUCAAAGCGCGAGCGACCAACGACACUUCUCUGCCGUCGUACUUGACCGUUCGCAAAGCCAUUGCCUGGUUCAACCAGCUUCCUUUGGACCCCGUCGAGCUGACUCUGGUUGGGUUUACCGCUGUCUACCAUCUGCUGCAUGUCGUCACGACCUAUGGCGAUCUCCUCUCUGCGUCUUCAUCGUCCGAGUCAUCGUCGCCGCCCUCGUCGUCAGGCGGUCCAUCCCCUGCAUCGACGGGGUCUUGGGCGGACGACGAGCGAGAUCGCAAGCCUGGCGCAACCCACAAGCGCACUCGUUCCGACAGUAUUACGGAGCCAACACCGCAGUACGGCCGCGUGGCGGAGGAUCUGAUGUACUGGGCCCGUCACGCGUACAAUCCCGCCUUCUACGGAUUCACGAACAGCCUCGUCGACAUUGUGGAAGCGGAGUGCAUUGCGGUGUGUAAGGACGUCGGGAUCGACGUUGCCGACCAUACGCAAUCAGUCCGCUCCAGUCUCCGGAAGAUCAUGAAAGCGGAGCGGAAGCAUCGCAAGCAGCACACCACCGGGCGAGAGCAGACGGCCGUCGAGGGUGAGGAUUCGAAGGGCCAUCGCCGGCACAGCUUAGAAAGCAACGAUACCGGCUAUGGGAGCGGGAGCGGCAGCGGGAGCUAUGGCGACGAUCACCGACAGAGCAUCAUGACGCCGUUGACAUAG